Lachancea sp. 'fantastica' is the source of this 1323-nucleotide messenger RNA. NCBI's taxonomy places the organism in Eukaryota, Fungi, Ascomycota, Saccharomycetes, Saccharomycetales, Saccharomycetaceae. The record is from the annotation of a GenBank genome assembly.
AUGUUGGCUAUCGCAUGGAUCUCCAGCCUAUGUUUGGCGAUCGCCACAGUGGUGAGCCAACCGGUGCCUCCCAAAUCGCCCCACAGCGUUCAAUUUUUGCAUGAGCAGAAUAAGAAAAGAUUCUACGACUACCAAAACACCAAGCUAAGAGGUGUCAACAUCGGUGGCUGGUUCGUGCUCGAGCCCUUCAUCACGCCGUCUUUGUUCGAGACGUUCCGCACCCAGGAAAACAGCGACGAAGGCAUUCCAGCGGAUGAAUACCAUUUCUCGCAAGCUUUGGGCCAAGACGAAGCCAGUUCGCGUCUGGAACAGCACUGGUCGUCGUGGUUCACGGAAAAAGACUUUGCAAACAUCGCCGACGCAGGUCUCAACUUUGUGCGUAUUCCAAUCGGCUACUGGGCUUUCCAGAAACUCGACUCAGACCCUUACGUUAAGGGCUCACAAGAGCACUAUCUAGACCAAGCCAUCCAAUGGGCCCGCAACAACAACCUCAAAGUGUGGGUCGACCUGCACGGGGCUGCCGGCUCUCAAAACGGGUUCGACAACUCAGGUCUUAGAGACUCGUACGGCUUCUUGGAAGACAGCAACCUAGCGGUCACCAAGAGCGUGCUUCAAUACAUGCUCAAGAAGUACUCCCAGACCGAGUUUCUCGACACAGUCAUCGGUAUUGAGCUCAUCAAUGAGCCUCUAGGCCCUGUCUUGGACAUGGAAAAGCUCAAGGAGUACUACCAGUUCGGAUACGAUUACCUCAGAAACGAGCUUGCAAGCGAUCAAAUCGUUGUCAUCCACGACGCUUUCCAACCUUAUCACUACUGGGAUUCCACUUUGACGGUUACCGACAACGCCUGGGGCGUUGUUUUGGACCACCACCACUACCAGGUUUUCUCUAACCCGGAACUGCAGCGUUCCAUGGACGAAAAAAUCGCGGUCGCAUGUGAGUGGGGUUCUGGCACUUUGUCUGAAGCUCACUGGACCGUGUGCGGUGAAUGGGCCGCAGCUCUCACCGACUGCACAAAGUGGCUCAACGGUGUCGGUUUUGGUGCUCGUUACGACGGUACUUUCACCAAAGGCUCUGAAACUUCCAGCUACAUUGGCUCUUGCCAAAACAACGAAGACAUCAGCUCAUGGUCGGACGAGAGAAAGACCAACACCCGUAAGUACGUCGAGGCCCAAUUGGACGCUUUUGAGCUCAGAAACGGCUGGGUUAUCUGGACAUACAAGACCGAGAACUCGAUAGAAUGGGAUUUGCAACGUCUCAUGUACAACGGUCUGUUCCCCCAGCCCGUCACUGAUAGACAGUUUCCAAACCAAUGCGGGUUCUAA